Molecule: messenger RNA, 2301 nt
Organism: Papilio xuthus (Asian swallowtail)
Lineage: Eukaryota; Metazoa; Arthropoda; Insecta; Lepidoptera; Papilionidae
Gene: yellow-f
Product: protein yellow-like
Exons: 3
Coding region: 151-1527 (458 amino acids)
Cellular component (GO): extracellular region
Source: RefSeq, a predicted model, not a curated record
UCCCGUCAGUUUGCGUGUAAACUAGCGAGCGGUAGCUCGCGUUUCGUUUUCAUUCUUUACGUGAAAUUUUAAAAUUUUGUGUAUUAUACACUGCGUGAGUUGUGCCAACCAACACUCUUGUCUCCGAUUUGGACGAUUUUGAGGUUCAAAAUGAGAGGCUUCAAAAGCCUUAUACUCCUGCAGCUGGUCUACAUCACCAGUUGUAUGGACCAGCUGCACAUCGUGUACGAGUGGACACAACUUGACUUCCAAUUCCCGACCCUGGACGACAGGCACCAGGCCAUCAGCAACGGGACAUUUAUACCUGAGAACAACAUGCCCAUGGGUGUUGAAGUGUACGGUGAUAGAUUGUUUAUCACCGUGCCAAGAUGGAGGAAUGGGGUUCCAGCUAGUUUGACGUAUAUUAAUAUAAAAGAUAAUUCAACGGUAUCACCUAAACUUAUCCCGUAUCCCAACUGGGGGGCGCAUGUACCUGGACCCGACGGCAAACCGGAGAUUGUCUCUCCUUUCAGAGUGCGCGCUGACAAAUGUAACAGACUAUGGGUUGUCGACAAUGGAAAGAUAAAUAAUCUAGGCAAUAAUACAGUUAAAUAUCCACCAGCGAUUUUAAUUUAUGAUUUAACAACAGAUACGUUACUACGAAAAUAUGUAAUACCAAAAGACCAAGUCAAAGAAGAUUCUGGUUUCGCGAACAUAGCUGUUGAAGACAGAGAUUGCGAGGACACAUAUGCAUAUGCAGGUGAUGUUGGCAAAGCUGGUAUUGUGGUCUACUCAUGGGCAAAGAACGAUUCUUGGAGGAUAUCCCAUCAUUUCUUCCAUCCAGAUCCUUUAGCGUGUGAUUUCAGUGUCAAAGGUUACAACUUCAGUUGGACUGACGCCAUCUUUGGUUUAGGUCUUUCCGGACCUAAUGCGGAUAAUUACAGCACGUUAUAUUUCCAUCCGAUGGCUAGUUACAAUGAGUUUGCUGUAUCAACAGAAUAUUUAAGGAAUCAAUCGUUGGCUGAAAGCAAUUUUGAUGCGUUCAAACUCUUAGGUAGUAGGGGACCUAACGCUCAAUCAAGUGUAUCCUUCGUUGAUCCGAAAACUGGUGUAUUAUUUUAUUCCUUGGUGAAUUUGAAUGCUGUCGCUUGCUGGAGGACGACUAACAAGAAUUAUAAUAUGAAAAAUCAAGGAAGAAUUUAUAUGAAUGAUGAGACAAUGAUUUAUCCAAGUGAUAUCAAAGUGGAUUACAAUGAUAACCUUUGGAUACUGUCGAAUAGGAUGCCUAUUUGGAUGUAUGGACAAUUGGAUCCAAAUGAAGUUAAUUUUAGAGUGUUUUUCGCUCAUGUGGUCGACGCAAUAAGUCACACUGCCUGUGAUAUAACACCUAGAUCUGAUAUACUUGAUAAAUUUGUUAAUAAAAUUAAAAAUGUAACGAAUAAAAUUGCAGCAAAAGUGAAUCCUAAUUCAGCAGCAACGAUUUCACCAUUUUCAUUACUAACUACUCUGGCUGCAAGUUGGAUUUUUGCUUUUGUGAUUUUUGUUUAAUUUAAAUAUUAUUUUAACAUGGUAUUGUUAAAUUGAUGUUUUCGUAUGAUAUAUAUUUUAAUUAUCGUUUUACAAAAUAUACAUAAAUAAAAAAUAAAGUAUUGAAAACGACAUUUAAAUAAGAAAAUUUAAAAAUCGUCUUUUCAUUGUAAAAUAUAUAUGUAAUUCAAACGAGAUAGUACUAAAUAUUAAUUUGCCUUAAAAAUAUUUACAUGCGUUUUGUUCCGUAAUAUUAUAUGGUUAUUUAAAAUUAAAAUGUGAACAUUUGCUUUUAAGGUUAUAUUUAUAAACUCGUACGUUUUAAGAGUUGUUUCUUAUCAUAAGUUAAUGUAUUUUAUGAGAUAAAUAAUAUUAAAAAAACAAAUCACAGAUAAAAUUAUAAUUUGUUAAAACUGUCAGCUGUUCAUUACCAAGGGCGUUCCGAUAUUUUGCCCAACAAAGAAGUAAUUUUAUACAUUACUAGCUGUCGCCCGCGACUCCGUCCGCGCGGAAUUAAAAAUAGAUGUUGGUCGAUUCUCAGACCUACUCAAUAUGCUCACAAAAUUUCAUGAGAAUCGGUCAAUCAGUUUCGGAGGAGUAUGGAAACGAAAAUUGUGACACGAGAAUCUUAAAGAUUUUUUUUAUUUCACGAAAUCUUAUUUUGUCCGAUAUAGCAACGAUUUUUUAUAUAUAUAUAUACGUUACCGUUCUAUUUAUUGUGAUGAUAAAAUUAAGUAUAUAGGAUAGACUGUACAUACUAAAAGUUUGUGUCUUAAAAUUCUAGAAUAGCGUGCG